This is a messenger RNA of Megalobrama amblycephala (Wuchang bream), 3859 nucleotides long. RefSeq names its product armadillo repeat containing 2 (gene armc2). Gene Ontology annotation, biological process: sperm axoneme assembly; cilium organization. The transcript is spliced from 18 exons. Lineage: Eukaryota; Metazoa; Chordata; Actinopteri; Cypriniformes; Xenocyprididae. The record is from RefSeq and is a predicted model, not a curated record. The coding region runs from base 202 to 2676 and encodes 824 amino acids. Gene Ontology annotation, molecular function: protein binding.
GUCACAUGACCAUGCGCGUGGCCGUGAUUAACUGUGGUGUGCGUCCCUCUUUCUGCUGUCACACACGCUCAUCUUUCUGGAUUAAAGAUGAUCUCUUUAAAACAGUGAAUCAAAGACUCGUUUGGAAAUCAAGUUUUUGUUAUAGAAUAAUGGUCAAGGUCUCAGGCUUUUGAUACUGGUACACAUCCCUAUGGAUCAAGCAUGUCUGGAAUGGAGCUCCAGCAGGACAAAAGUGAGCAUGUCCAAAUGAGCAGUAGCUUCAGGAGACGGACAAGUGCUGAGAUAGUGUCAGAGGCUCGUCGCUCUCUCAGAAGUCUUGCCACACAGCGACCUUUCACACCUCAGGAGAAGCACCGGCAGCUCUUUGGAGAAUCAUCUUCUCGUGCACAUGAUGGACGACCACCAUCUGCAUUCAGUCUUCAUGGCCAACAUUUUGAAGUUCCUGACUCCAGGCCCGGCUCUGGAACUCGCCUCAGCCCAUUGGAUCAUAAACCCAGGCUGUCUCUGUCCCUGGAUAAGGAUGGCUGUGACGAUGAAGCAACUCUCCCCAAACCCCCAGCUGAACGAGGGAAUACCAGGAUAGGAUCUGGAGGCUCUCGUGCCAGACUGCUUAGAGCAGCAUCGAUCAACAGACUUCCACCCAUGACGCCACACACAAAGAAUAUGUCUCUAGAGGCAAGGAUCGGAGUAGACCAACCAGAUGACAGAGAAAAGCUACAUUGUGCUGAAGUUACAGAGCAUAAAACAAAAUCAUCCUCAGAAUCUGACCUGCACACACUUAUCAAACACAGCAGGAUACCGCAAACUGAUGUUUCCAGUGAAAAAGAGUUGAAACCAGAAACCAGGCUUGGGUAUGGAGACACCAGUGAUGACAACAUGGAUGAAUCUGUGUUCUGGAACACUAAGGUCCUUCCUGUCCUUCAAGAAUUUGAGUCCUUUGCACCAGGUGAUGGCGUGUCAGAUGAGAUUGUGGGACAGCUGUGUAACUCAUGCAAUGGUCUUCAUGACGCCCUAGCUGAGAGAGGCAUGCUGGGGAGGCAGUGUAAAAAGAGGUCCGCCAUCCUUAGAACACUCUUCAGACUUAUAGAUGUGGGAUCCGACCGACUUAAUCUAACAUUAUCCAAAUUUAUUCUGGCACUCAAUGUGAGUGGAAACAACUUGCUGAACAUCUGCAAACUCGUCUUCAAAAUCAGCCGGAACGCUAGUAAUGACGCCCUGUUCCUCACCGACUCCAUCCUAGACUCUCUUCUGUCUCUGCUACAGUGUGAGGACGUGUGGAGUAAAGGUGAGGCCGUGCUGUACUGUGUCGGCUCACUGAAGCUCCUCUCAGGAAACAGUGCCAUCUCCAGGUUGCUGCUGGCUAAAGGCUUCAUCGGCACACUGCUGCAGCUGUCAAAGAGACUGAUGCAUGGUCCGUCUACAAUUUCAGCUAAUGCAACUGCUCAGAGGUCGGAGGGAGAAGGCCAGCGUAUCAUCGCAGGACACAUACUGGUACAGGUCACAGCAGCUUUGAGAAAUAUAGCUGACCAGUCUGAGUCUCGGCCUUCCUUCCUGUCCAACAAGGCAUUCUUUACUCUUUGCUUGAUUCUGGAGAACCAUCGUAAUGAUCUCGACAUCUGCAUUAAUGUGGCCCGAAUAUUCAGCAAGCUGUCCACCUACACUGAAUGCUGUCAUGCACUAGCUGAGACGCCACGCUGCUGCAGCCUAUUUUUGGACCUUCUAGGCAAACACAGCAGGAAACAGGAUCUCGUAGUGCGUCUCCUGUUCACACUAGGAAAUCUGACAGCCAAGAGCACUGAAGCCAGAGAGAGUAUUUAUGAAGAGGAAGGAGGGAUAGAUGUCCUCUUAGAUCUUUUCCAGGCCUACCAGGAAACACUGUCGCCACCUGAGCAAUGUCAUGCCCCUGAGAGAGAGGACGUCCUGGUCAAACUGAUCAGACUGCUGGCCAACCUGGCCAUCCAUCCCACCGUGGGCACGGCAUUAGCUGCCAACAAAUUGUGUGUGCAGCUGCUACUGGAACUACUGGAGUGCAGGUGUGUGAAGAAGAGUGAAGAGUUAGUGAUUAAUGCUGUGGCCACCAUCAACAACCUGUCUUUCUAUCAGGGUGAAAGCUCAGUGGUCCGUUCCCAGCACACACACAUUUCACAGUUGCUACUAAAGCUCUUGCUGGGCUCCAAUAUGGAUGCUGUUUUGGAGGCCACACGUGUUUUUGGAAAUCUGUCACAGAUCAAAGACGUGAGACACUUCAUCAUGCAGCACAAAGUGGAGCAGUUUGUGAUAACCCUCCUGGACUCCAAGACCCCUGAUGUGUGUUUCUCUGCAUGUGGAGUUCUCAUCAACUUAUCUGCAGACCCAGACAACAGGGCUGUACUGAGGGUCGAGGAAACCGUUCAGAAGCUUAUUGACUGUCUGCGUGAUUUCGGGCCUCAGGACUGGCAUCUGGCCGCUGUGGUGUGUCAGACUCUGUGGAACUGUUCUUUAGAUGGAGAGCUGCAACACUCUCAAAAGCUUCUGGAGAUCUUAUGGCUGUACACGGACAGAGGAGCUUUGCAAUGGCCUUCUGAUGAUGGAGUCAGACAGGUUCAGGAAGCAUGCUGGGAGCUGCUCUUUUUGCCUGUUGCUGAGAGGCUAAGACAACGUUUACAUAUUGAAGGCACUACUGGGAUCAUUCAGUAAACUCCACUGAUACACCUUCUCUCCAACCUUCACACACUUAUGUCUGUAUAUGUACACAUACAGACUGAGGAGUGAGCCAGUGUGUAUAUUGCACUUUCAAACAAUAUUCUAUUUAAUGUUGCGAACAUACUUGUUGUGAAUAUUUGUCAAUUACGACCAACAAUAUUUUUUUUUAAUAAAAUACUGUUCAGAUGUUUAUUACUCAACCUGAUGCUGCUGUAUUUACAGUAGUCAAAAUAGGAGAAAGCAUGAAUUGUCAGUCUAGUCUAUGUGAAAAAGGCCACUCUGAUGUACAUGCAAAAAUCACUCAUGAGCAUCUCAGUGAUCUCAAAGACUUUAUUAAACACACUUCCAGAAAAGUCUGUAAAGAACACAGAAUAGAAACAUUGUCAUACUUUCUUAAUACAGUCACAUCAAAAAAAAAUGAUAUAAUAUGGCACUGGCUUCCCUCCUCUUACCCCGAUGGUUACACUUCACAACUACAGUCUAUACAUUAAUAUCAAGUUUACACAGCUGCCUUAGAGUUGACAUGCUUAAAAACCAAUGACCAAAAACACGAUUUGGUGAAUUUUAUUUAAUUAAUUUUCCUCUCAAUCUUCAGUGUGUAAAGUCUGAAGCAAUUUAGCUCCCGCACAGUCUCCAAGGGACUUUUUCAGAAAAGAGCAGGAUAUUUUAUGGUUUGCCUGACUUCUCACAUUAUUAUUUUAAAAUGAGUAACAACUACCCUAUGGUGAUUUCCAUGUAAUGAUCCUUUACUGGCACUGAAUGCAUAUCCACCAGCCUCACAACCACAGAUAAAAACAGGGAAAUUGCCAGCGACACAAGGGAAAAUUUCAUUAUUUAUGCAAACAGGGAUUGUUCUCAGGUCAACAAUGUUACUUCCUUUAAUCCUUGCUGUGAGAAGACGAAUUGCCGCCUUCAACAUUGUGUGUUUAAAUCAUUAGUGCACAGCAGGAGAUGCUUUUCUAUAGGCCUAGUGUCUCUGUGGUGAUGUAUUGUGUUGCUACAAGGCUCUUUAGAGAUGAGUGGAUGUUUAUGGACAUGAAAACAUUGAUUAUGUGACCUAAAAGCUACAUAAAUUAGAUUUUUAUUAGUGUGUUAUUCUUAAUAAGCACAAAAAUAGGAAUAAGAAGACUCAAUUCUUGUGGUAUGAGGUGUUUAGACUGCUCAAAGAUUUUUUGUU